Molecule: messenger RNA, 2556 nt
Organism: Lodderomyces theae
Lineage: Eukaryota; Fungi; Ascomycota; Pichiomycetes; Serinales; Debaryomycetaceae
Exons: 1
Coding region: 1-2556 (851 amino acids)
Source: RefSeq, a predicted model, not a curated record
AUGCAGCCAUUUGCAAACCUGUAUUGGACACCAGAUUACAUAACUGGUCUACACAACCUACAAUCCCAUACGAAUGUCUCGUUGAAACAAUUACACGAUUUGCGAAAGUUGGUUUUUAAUUACUUGAAAUAUUUUCAUUCCAAUAGCGAGUACUUGAAUACAUCCAGCAAUGAAUUGGCAUCAUCUGACUCAUUCAGUGGUAAAUUCGGCGAAACUCCAAAAUACUAUUCCUGUGUUGAGCUAUUCAAAAAUGAAAUGUUGGGCGAAUCAACAACGUUGCUACAAUUGGCAUCGAAUAUUGACAAGUUUGUUCUUGACGAUUUAACGAAAUACCUCAAACAUCAUGAACCGAGUAUACAGAAGGAAUUUAGCCGAUUGGAAGAGCUCUAUGAAGGGUAUCUUGCAUUGAGUAGAAAGGUGGAAAAGAGCAAGACAAAGUAUUUUGAUGAGCUAAGGCUGAAGGAGACAUCAAAAGCGCAAGGCACUCUACUGGUGCAACAACAGCUAGAUGAGGAUGACUAUGAUUACAGUGAUGAAGAGUCCUACUUUGAAGAAGAUUCCCAAAGUAGUGUACGACAAGAUUUUGAUAUCGAUUUGCAAUUUCCAUUAUCUGUCGGUAGUGUCACCUUCGAAACCAUGGAAGAGUUCCAAGUCGUACUAUCGAAAUUGAUUGCUGAUACCCCCACUGUCAAACGCACGAUACCCAUCCCAGGAUACAAAAAUGAUCUUUUUGCCAGUGAGUCACUUUGUGAAGUGCUUAACGAUUUACGAAUCAAAGGGUUGAAACCGACAAGAUCAAAUUUUGAGAAAUUCGGACAAUCUUUGGUAUCUUUGAAGUUGGUCAAUCCUACUAAUAUCUUCCAAAAGCGGUUCAAAAGCGAAGGAGUUUGGUUCGAAUGGUCGGACUUGGCUAUUCGUGUGUCUGAAUUUAAACAAGAAUCAGCACCAUCUACCCCCAUCAAACAGGUAACCAGCACAGACCGUAAAGUUACUUCCCCUUCAUCCAGAUUCAUGAACGACAUGGCGGAAACGACGAAUAGAUUCAACAGUAUGUUUAACAAUGUGAAAAGUUCAAUCAUGAAAAAGAGCCAUGAUGAGACCCUACAGGAUACCAUUGAGCAGUACAACGAGCAAAGUCUUGAGCUACAAGAGUUGGCAUAUCUCUUGCAAAAGGGUUUUACUGAACUAGCGCAGUAUUUAGAGAAAUUUGAAACAACAAAAAUACAAAUCAUUUACACCAGUUCAGCGAAGUUGCUGCAGAUAAUUCAAAAAUUUCACUUGCAACAAUUUAACCAAAUUCAAGCUUUUGGUAGGGGCAUAGCAGAGUUGAACAAACAGCAAAACUAUGAGCACGACCUAGCCCUACAUCUAAACAAGCUGAGUACUGGUGUAAUGUUUUCGUUGAAUGGAGAUGUCUCCUUUUCCCUACAAAACUUGGUGUACCAGUUCAAUAUUUUUGAAGACAUAUCAGCUCAAAUUAAUAAUGUGGGACAGAUAUCUGAUAAUUUGCCAUUGAGUAUACUCUCAGCGCCGUAUUUUGUCCACCAACUCCACCGAGUUAUUGAGACACACAUUGAUGAGGACUUGAAAUCGGCAUGGCUACAGCCAUUGGAUUUGCAGUCAGCAUGGAAAAUCAAGCAAGAUGUUACUACUGUGAUUUCUAAAUGUUCUGUUCCGGUUGGUGAAACCAGCAAGAACCAAAAGACUAACAUUAUCAACAAUAUCAUCAAACACUUUGAAGGGAAGAAAGCUGAAGAUAGCAUAACUUUCUACAAAACUUGGUUAUUGGAACUCAAAGAUAGCGUGGUUCCGAGUACGGUGUUUGAAUCUGUAAUCAAUUUGUACAAUGGUGAGCACGCAGACACCAAUUUAAUCAAGGUGCUUUCUUCAUUGCCGCGGUGUAAUUUAGCGUGUUUACUUUCCAUUACAGAGCACAUAUGCAAGGUUUUCCAGUUGGAUGUGUUUCCAAAUUAUGGCAUGUCAGACGAUUUUGCUGAAAUGUCUUCAAAGAAUUCUGAUGAAUUGCAACGUAUUUCCAAAGCCUUGAACAAUAUGGAUGCCGUGGGUGCUAUACCUUAUGUACAUUUGAUUAUGAGACCAUCUGUAGCAAAGCACAAGUCUGGGUUCAAGCCACCUGUUGACUACUACGUCCAAUUCCUCACUGAGUUGUUGAAACCAGAGACCAGAAAAGCUUUGCUUGACAAACUAAUUGAGCAUGAAACAAAAUAUAAGCAAAAGAAGGAGUAUGAGUUGAAGGCAGGCUUGCAGAUCAAAAAAUUACCCAUAAUUGAAACCCCAACUAGCCAACGCAAGGAUGAACAAGUUGUGAAAGAUGAGGAUGGCUCAGUCACUCCAACUAAGCAAAAGAGCCUUGCAACGAAAGAAUUGAAAGCACCAAACCCUGUCAGUGCGGAUGCAUUCACUCUCCGACCAUUCAAGACCAAAUCUACACCAAUACCUUCUCCUCGAAGCUCACCAAAACACGGGUUGAGAGAAAAUGGGGGCCAAAAUAGAUCCCGAAGCUCUUCUAUCUUGAACUCCGCCAUUGACGUAUAG